AUGAAUCUUCCCAUUCAAAUCCCAUUAAGCAAAAUCAAACAGUCGGUUAAUAGAAUAGAUGUGACACACAUUGAUCGAUUUCUAACCAGUGAACAGAAGAAAAGAAUUGCCAGCUUUUACCGUGAGGAAGCAGCCAAAAGGACUCACUACCGGCUGGAACCAGAGUGGACUCUUCCGGAAUCUGUAUGCCUGGUCAAAGCUGAACAAACUAAGCAAGUUACUACUACUCCGAAUGAAGACACUCCCUCAUCACCUGACACUGUAGUCACAGAUAGUGAUGAGAUCGAACCAGUAGACACGGAAAUACUCGAAAUUGGCACAUCACCAUUGAGUUCCAUCGGUUCAGUUGAAAGCCCUGAAAACAGUCCUGGACCAGAUCCUAUCCAAGUAAUAUUGUCAGAAGUUCUCCGAAGAAAUCAAGGAUCAUACCAAGGGUUUAAGAAAGAUGUUAUCACCAUGAGCAAAUUUACCAAGGUUUUUGGUGAGAUCUCGAAUACCAAACUCAAGAAAUUGAUAUAUCAGGAAAAGCUCAAGCAAGUCAAGAAUCUGAAGAAACAAUAA
Molecule: messenger RNA, 561 nt
Organism: Macrosiphum euphorbiae (potato aphid)
Lineage: Eukaryota; Metazoa; Arthropoda; Insecta; Hemiptera; Aphididae
Source: the annotation of a GenBank genome assembly